AUGACACCAAACACUCUUCUCAAGGCACUUGAGGCAUCGGAGUGGAUGUGUGAACAGAGGGUCUUUAAUGUUUUUUCCGAAGAUUAUGCAGCUCGCCUUCGUCUAGUUGAGACUGUUCUUGGUUUGGAAGAAGCCGACAAGUUCUUCAAAAGCAUCCCCGAGAACAUGAGGGAUUACUCUGUCUACAACACUCUCUUGGGAUCUUACACUAGAUCUGAGAAAACACUAGACAAAGCCGAGUCCACGUUUGAGACGAUGAGAGAUCUCGGUUUCCUCUUGAAACAUUCUCCGUACAACUCUGAUGAUUUCUCUCUACGAACAGCUCAAGAAACAAGAUAUGGUCGAGAAGCUUCAACGUGA
Arabis nemorensis is the source of this 360-nucleotide messenger RNA. Lineage: Eukaryota; Viridiplantae; Streptophyta; Magnoliopsida; Brassicales; Brassicaceae. The record is from the annotation of a GenBank genome assembly.